Messenger RNA from Penicillium verhagenii, 2349 nucleotides. RefSeq lists its product as uncharacterized. The transcript has 3 exons. Gene Ontology annotation, cellular component: chromatin. Bases 1 to 2349 code for a protein of 782 amino acids. Gene Ontology annotation, biological process: regulation of transcription by RNA polymerase II; DNA-templated transcription. The record is from RefSeq and is a predicted model, not a curated record. Lineage: Eukaryota; Fungi; Ascomycota; Eurotiomycetes; Eurotiales; Aspergillaceae. Gene Ontology annotation, molecular function: RNA polymerase II cis-regulatory region sequence-specific DNA binding; DNA-binding transcription factor activity, RNA polymerase II-specific; zinc ion binding.
AUGCGCCUUACGUCUGCUCCGUAUGCCCCAGUCGAUUCACUAGAAGUUCAUGAAAAUGAUGUGGAUGAUUAUGAAAAUGCCACAAGAGGCACUUCUCGUGGAUUGAACCGAGCUGAACGUGUCCCGGACGCCCCUGCAAAACGUACGCGACAAAUUUCGGAUAGUGAAAAUGCGGGACCCAGGGCGCUAGCAGAAGAAAUCUCCCCCGCAAAAAAUACUUCAUCAAAUCCCCAGGAAGCAACUCAUGAGCAACCCCCCAAUACUGAAUCACUGUUGUUUGAAUUCGCUGCAAGCCCACUUGCCCCAAACGUGCAAAAUGUACCAGACUGGGAUUUGCAUUGCCCCUUCUAUGGCGAAGGGCUACAACCUGAUGUCAACCUUGACUGGACUUUGGACUUUUUGUCCAAUGGUAUAUCCACACAUAGUCCUCUGGAUUCAAUCAACGGUCGCGAAGGAAUGAUGGCUCCGACCGCAUUGGCUAAUUCAGAGCCCACUCAAGAUCGCCGCCAUGAUCAGCUUCAGCGCGGUGCUGAUUUCACACAACAGGAGUCUCAAGAAUGGCUUGAUCAAGGGCAUGAGCAUGUUAGCCCCGAAGCUCAAGGACCAGCAUGCGAAAGUCUAGGACGAACUGCAUACGUUGAGAUACACGAGCGUGAUGUCUUCAUUGGAAAAUCAGCGACUCUUCUUAUGAAAAGACAACUCUCCGAGAAUAGCUACAAGUCCAUGGUGGAGACUGUCACUGCGCCUCUACUUGAUGAGAUUUGUAGCGAAAAAGGCAAGCGCCCACAUUCAUUCCCAGCGAUAUCAACAAUCGUCUACUUUUUGGGCCUGUUUUUUGUUCACGUACAGCCUCGAUUCCCAGUAUUGCACGUGCCGACGUUCGAUCCUAAUGAAUGUUCGCCGAAUCUCCUGCUAGCGAUGGCAAUUUCAGGAUCUAGCUACUCUGAGUCAAACCAGGGGAAAUUCACUUCGGCGUAUCUCAAAAGAGUACGAAUGGCGAUCAGAUUAAUGCAGGAAAGAGACCAGAGCUAUGUGAGACUUCUCCGCUCUAGUUAUUGUCUAGAUACUGACUGUUUUAUUCCUUUUCAGUUACGAUCAUCAUCAAAUCUUUUCGCACUAUUCUUGGUAUCACUAUCCGCCAUGUGGGUUGGUCAAAAGGCGGCAUAUGAACGUGCCGAGGGUGACCGUGGUGACCUGGCUGUUUAUUGCCGACGUGCUCAGCUACUAGAUUGCCGACCAAAACAUAUGAGAGCAUCUCAGAGUCCUUUAAGAUCCAACCGGAACCGAUUGGAGGAGCAAUGGAAGGAGUGGAUCAACGACGAACAGAAGAAACGCCUAGGACUCUGCAUAUACUUACUUGAUUGUCAAGUUGUGGCUGUGUACCAGCGCCAGCCUUACAUAGGCAAAGCUGAGACUGUGAAUUCUGCAUUGCCAUGCUCAGAAACCUUCUGGAGCGCACCAACAGCCUGGGCAUGGAAGUCUUUACUCGGGCCAGCUGACAUCCCCCCGAGUAUCUAUUAUCUAACCACCCUCACCUCUAUCUUGUUGUAUAACGAAAUUCCUGAUGUUCUACCGUUCCCACCGCUGGACAACUUUUGCAAGACUCUUUAUGCUUACGUCUUGCACUCGCAUGUUUUUGAGUGGAGACAGACCAUUUGCAUGCUCAAUCCAACUGGGCUUCUUACUUCUCCUCUAUCACUGGCACCGCAGAAUAUUGGAAAUUCCUUACUCGAGCGUCGGGAAUGGCUAGAAGCCUGUCUACGAAACUGGGACACAUUUUAUGGAGUUCAAAAUAGAGCCGAGCCGGUCAAUACUAGCUCGAAGAACUCAGCUGGAAUUCUCCUCCAUCAUCUGGCAGUUCUGGCGCUUCAUCUAAACUUUUCAGAUCUACAUGUUGUUGCUGGUAGAGCUGGCUCGGAUGCUGAUAUAAUAUUAGCUGAGCAGUCUUUGCAGAAUUGGUUGCAGGAGGAGAAAGCCCAGAAGAUCUUUGAUUACAAUAGUCUAAUGCUUAACGCGGCGCACGAUGCAAUUGCAGCCGGUGAUGCGCAGCGGAGUGGAUUCGAGUUGGCCAUCUGUCUGUUCAUCGGUGGACUCACCAGCUGGGCAAUGUUCCGGUUCGCAAGCUUCGAUCCAACGUUGACCGGAUUUCCCAACCAGAAAUAUGGUAGCAGCGACAGUCGUAAUCGGCAUCCGGAAGAUACUGUCUAUCUCCCUGAAGAGACAGCCAAAAAUUCACUCAUGGCCCAGGUUGCAGAUGCUUGCAAUGGCUUACGUGUCUUGAAAUGCCUUCGCCUCGCUUUGGUAUUUGGAAAUACUCUCGAACGGCUCUUGAGUGAGCCCGUUCGGUAG